AUGCUUAGUGCAAACGAAAGCCUAGUUGCAACAGCAUCCCUUGGUGUUAACGCCACCAACAUGGAUACUAGAACUAUGAUUAUAUCUGGGGUGGCAUGGCUACUUGUCGGGGCCUGCAUAAGGGUCAUCAACGAGCUCGUAUUAGUCUACUCCCAAUACGAUAUUGAAAUGACCCAAAUUGAAAGAGAAGACAGGAGUAGAGUGGAAGGAACUCAGGAAAGGGAUGUGUGGGAGAAGCUACCAAGCCCAUGGCAAGCGGUGAGGGCAUUUGCACUGGCCUCUGCCGUGGGGUCGUUGGUGCCUCUCCUAGCGGUUACAUUCAUUGAGGAUUACAAAUUGAGGUUACUUGUGGUGAUGACGAUGGCAAGCAUAGUGUUGGUUAGUUUUGGCGUGCUAAACGGAAAGUUGGGGAAUGUACCCAUGGUCAAGUCCGCUAUUAGGGCGUUAUCGAACCACACUAAUGUCAUUUGCUUAGUCAAGUUUAAAGCCCGAAUGAUGAUUGUCUCUUCACAUUAA
This is a messenger RNA of Eucalyptus grandis, 516 nucleotides long. Its product is annotated as vacuolar iron transporter homolog 1-like. Gene Ontology annotation, biological process: intracellular manganese ion homeostasis. The coding region runs from base 1 to 516 and encodes 171 amino acids. NCBI's taxonomy places the organism in Eukaryota, Viridiplantae, Streptophyta, Magnoliopsida, Myrtales, Myrtaceae. Gene Ontology annotation, molecular function: manganese ion transmembrane transporter activity; iron ion transmembrane transporter activity. The record is from RefSeq and is a predicted model, not a curated record. Gene Ontology annotation, cellular component: membrane. The transcript has a single exon.